AUGGACUACACAUGCGACUUGUUGUUUAGCUCAGCGCCGAGAUAUGUGCGCAAAGAACAGUCCCACGGCAAUGACGACGACAAGAGCCACAGUAUCUUCUCCAAGCAAAUCGUCGUUCAGGGUAUCGAUAUACCUGACAACAUGGCUAUUACUCAGAGAGGUUUUAUGGGACUGCCGUUCCUCUCAAACAUCGUGUCCGAUUCGCCGAAAGACGAGCUGAAGGCAAUCUGCGCUCGAGACAAGCUAGAUUCCUGGGCAAAUCUACUUCGUCGAUAUGAGCCAGCCGAGAGCAUGGCCAACUUGAUUAAAAGCUGCUCUUCAUGGAUCAAUAUAAGUCAGCUCGAUCCCUCAUUGGAGAAUCUCACACAAGUCAAACUGGCACACGCUGUGUACGAGACACUUAAAAACGCCAACUUCGACUGGUGGGCUACACGGUGUCGUUACAAAGCUUACGAGGAAGAUUCUGAAGCCGACGACCUUCCGUUCUCGCGUUCUCGCUGGCCAAGUCCCCCUCUCGGCACCUCAACAACGAUUGAGUUCCAAUGGAACCCUGACAAAAAGGUUCUCCAUUGGUUCAAUUUGAUCAUAAAGAAGACAGUGGAGAUCUCCCUUGAACAAUUCACCGACGGUACCGGGAUUCUUGAGUCCAUGGAGGACCACGAAGUCUUCAACCAUUGGAUUGAACUACGCAAGAAGCACAUUAGCAAGCGUCCUAUCUUGAAGCGCCUGGGAACAACCAUUUCACGCCCCAGAGCCCAGAAGCCCACCGAUGCUGCAGCCCGACGUACAUGCGUUGCAAGGAAGAUGAGAAAGGAGUGCAAGAAGAGGAAGGGAAGGAAGAAUUGA
This is a messenger RNA of Colletotrichum scovillei, 846 nucleotides long. RefSeq lists its product as uncharacterized. The coding region runs from base 1 to 846 and encodes 281 amino acids. Lineage: Eukaryota; Fungi; Ascomycota; Sordariomycetes; Glomerellales; Glomerellaceae. The transcript has a single exon. The record is from RefSeq and is a predicted model, not a curated record.